AGUAUGAGAUCUCUAUGAGAAGGCAAUCAGCUUAAGAUGUACACAGCUGCCUCUUCAUCCAGGAGAAGCAUAAAGUAGACCUCCUUUGAGCUGAUAUCCUUUUUAAUGCACAAACUCUCCAAAUGCAUUAGAAAGUGCUCCUUUUUCUUUUUUUCUUUAUCCAGUUGCAUGAAAUUCAGGAAACCGAUGUUCCAACAGUAUCUUUACAGGUGUCUUAGCAGGGCUCAUCUCUGAGUCUAAUUAUGUUGAACAGGCUGUGGAAAUACAAAAUCAUGUCUAAUGCAGUUGCAUGCUGUGUGGAAACACGUGGGCUUGUCAGGAUUCCAGCAUGGUGCGCUGUUGGAGGUUACUCAGUUCCACGUGUGAAUAGCCUCAUUACAAACUCAAUGCAAAUCCUACUCAGAGUCUGUGGUUUCAUGUCACUUUAAGCUGAUGAUUUUUUUUCCUAGGUUAAUCUUCCUUCAUCCUUCCUGGGAGCUCUUUUUCAUCUGGUUUGUAACAUGACCACACAUACUCCAGUGCUGAUACAAAGAGUUUGCAGGAAUGUGUGGUUUGAGUAGAAUCAUAGAAUGGUGGUCUGGCCUGAGUUGGAAGAGACUUUAAAAAUCAUCUAGUUCCAAUCCCCUUGCAUUGGACAGGGACACUCUUGCCAUGGGUAUAGACAGAAAUUGAGACUGUUUGUAAUAAUAAGUUUAACUUUAUUUUGAAGUAGCAGUCUCCUAGAUCUGUUCCUUCAGUUCUUUCAUGUCUGCUUUCUGCAUUUUCUGUCUUGAAUGAACGUUAAAACUGUUACUGAACAGUCCUCUUGGUGACAUCUCCAUUUUGCAUAUUACUUUGAGAUGAACAAUCCCAACCCAAAAAUUUUAUUUUUGCAGAAACCUGUAAGUUCUUUAAGAAGUGGGAAAUCUGUCUAGUUUGAGUAGUGAGGAACAAAUUAUUCUUGUGUUGUAGAGUACAGUGAUUUUGCAGUGCCCAUUAAUUUAAUGAAUUGUCCAUGAUAAUGAAACCUGGGACAGCAAGCUAGAAGUGUCACAAUACAGAGAACACCAGCUGAAACAAAUGUCAGCUGUUCAGACUUGAAAAGCAGAAAGAUUAACUUUAUUAACAGCGAUCUAGUGGCCAUAUGGCUAAUAAAUGAGAUGAUGAUGAUGAUACUCAAUAUCCAGAAAGGACACAGGUUGCACAUGGUUAAUUGCUUGUGGCAGAUAGAUUGGACAUGACUGACUACAGUUCCUGAGCCCAGGCUAAUCACAAAAUGGUACCUGGUCUGGCAUGUGUUAUCCGUGAAAGGGUGUUAGACAGCGAAGAGAUCAGAAAUGUUCACGUCUAGCUUGGAAGUGAUGGGGCUUAUGCCCAAACUCAGCAUGUCACGUUAGUAAUGAUUAGUGCUUUAGUCUGUGCCAGGUGCUUGCAUGAAGUGAUUGUUGAAGAAAUGCAUGAAGGCAGUAAUAACCAAACAGGAUCUGGGUUGUUCAGCUCUUAAUGCUGGAUUAUUUGGACUUCACUGGACAUUCCUUGAUCACUGAUUGAUCUUGUGUUUUCCUUGUGCUGGUCUGCUCAAGAAAUCUAUCCAGAAAUUAAGUGCUAAGUUGAGCUUUGGGAUUUGGAAAGAAUGAAGAAGUCUAGUCCCGGAAAGAGAGAGGACAAGAAACAAACUCUGGAGAAGGUGACAACGGCACAGCUGCUCUCAGACCUCGUUAGUAGGCUGGAUUGCCUGCAAGUGUCAUAGGGAGUCAUAGUGUCAUAAGUGUCAUUGGGGGAGGCCAACUCAAAAGAUGAAUUGAUGCCUUCUAGUCCUCUGUUCCAAGUAACCCCCAUUGUGCUAUUUACCAUCUAGAAAUUCUAAAAUGAAAACUUUUCUAUGGAAUUUUUUGUAGAAAAUUUAGGCUUUGAACAGUACAGUUUCUAAAAUAAGCCCUUUGUCUUCCAUUUAAGAGCAAAGCUGGUGUCUUCAACUCAGUGUGAGGAAGGUUGUCAUUUCAUCUCCCACAUGCACACACAAACAAGCACAAGCUGAUGCAGAAAUAAGAUGGCUUUUGUACUCAUUGCAUAUACAAUAGCUGUGUAUUUCAGUUUUUGAAAGGAAAAUUCUUUCAGUAGUGGGUUGAUCUGUCUGUCUGUUUGGAACAGCUCUAUACAACUGUUUGAGAGUGAGAGUUACACUCUGGAGUUGAAGAAAAGCCUCUCUAGGAAUUGGAAGUAGAAAGUACUUGAUGUUACAGUAGAAUAUUUUAGAAUGUUCUGAGGGGAAUGUUGCCCCUGAGCCCCCUUUAAAGAAUAAAUAGAGAUAGGUUCCACCACAUUUGCCAAAAAAAGGUCUACUCUGAACUUUUGUUGUUGGAUCAUGCUUUGGAGCCUUCAGCAGUAAGUCUGUCCAAUAUGAUUGUGGUGAUCCAAGACAGUGCAGUCUGGCAGAUGCUCCUUGUUACCUGUCCCCCUGCAAAGCGCUGUUCUAUGCUGCAAAAGGGAACUUAUGCUCAUACCUUCUUCAUCAAUUUAAAGGUAACACAUCAAACUGGCUAAAGUAGUACCUUAGACCCCAGAGCUUCACCCAAAAAAACUCUUGUUCAAACUCGGUGAAUUAACUUUACAAUGCACAUACACUGAGAGAUAUUUGAUGCUUGUUGAUGGAAAGGAAGUAGUUAAGAAAACGUGCUUUUAGAAAUCCUAUGAGGUGCAUGUUGUAAGGCUACAUUCUUUUGGAUCAGUUAUUAUAGCCAUGGUUUAAGCUGCCUAAGAUAAACCACAACUGAUCCAGUAGCCACAUAGCUCAGUGUUGAAUCUGUGUAAUAUACUUUGUGUUUUUGAGCACCACCUGUUCAAGUGUCACCUGCCUGAUGGUACGAUUUCAACAUUUAACUCCUAUAAAAAAGGUUUAAAAAUUAACUUACCUGCAUCACAAACCACACAAUCUCCAGUAAUGAUUGGCUUUUCCCAAGAUGACAUUGUAUGAAAAUCAGGUGAUUGUAAUACACUAAACAACAUUAAUUGCCUUCCUGAUCUACUUCCUCCUUGCUAAUUAUUCCUUUUGUUAGUGUGCUGCCCUAGAAAAAAGUCUGAAAUUGUUUCCUGUUUGGUUUCUAAAACGUUGAGAGUCCUCAACGCUUUGCAUCAUUAAUUCCAGUCACACAGAAAUACUCUUAAUAGUUAUAGAAUCACAGAAUGGUUUGUGUUGGAAGGGACCUUAAAUAUUGCCUGGUUCAAACUCCCCUGCCAUGGGCAGGGACACCUUCCACUGGACCAGGUUACUCAAAGCUCCAUCCAGCCUGGCCUUGAACACUUCCAGGGCAACCAACUUCUCUGGGCAACCAAAAUCCAAACCUACUCUCUUUCAGUAGUACCCCUUAUCCUAUCACUACAUGCCCUUGUACAAAAUCCCCCCCCAGCUCUUGUUGGCCCCCUUUAGGUACUGGAAGGUGCUGUAAGGUCUCCCCAGAGCCUUCUCUUCUCCAGGCUGAACAGUCCCAAACUCUCUCAGCCUGUCUUCAUAUGAGAGGUGCUCCAGCCCUCUGAUCAACUUAGUGGCUCUUCUCUGGACUUGCUCUAGCAGGUCCACAUCCUUCUUACGUUGGAGGUCCAGAGCUGGAUGCAGUAUUCCAAGGGGGAUCUCAUGAGACCUUAGUGGAGGGGGAGAAUCACCUCCCUCGACCUGCUGUUCACAGUCCCUUUGAUGCAGCCCAGGACACAGUUAGCUUUCUGGGCUGCAAGUGCACAUUGCUGGCUCUUGUUGAGCUUCUUGUCUACCAACACUCCCAAGUCCUUCUCCUCAGGGCUGCUCUCAAUCCAUUCAUCCCCCAGCCUGCAUUUGUGCUUGGGCCCUCAGCACCUGUUCAUUUCUGAACAUAGUGAAAACUGAGAGCCUUCUGUCUUACAAGUUUGAAGACCUUUGCUAUUUAAAAGAUAUGUAGAUGUGGCACUUAGGAACAUGGUUUAGGGGUGGAAUUGGCAGUGCUGGGUUAAUGGUUGGGCUAGAUGAUCUUUUCCAACCUAGAUGAUUCUAUGAUUACUUCCAGGUAUACUAGAUAUAGAAAAGAAAAACUAUAGAAAUUUAAUUAUUAAACUGGGUGUGUCUCUUUAAAAGUUGGGGAGUACAGCUCUGGAGGGAUUGUCUGAGAUGAUGCUACAGAUGCAUUUUUAACUGGUCAGUUAGUGGUAGGCAUCCAAUGUGCGUCAGGAGUGAUGGGCAGCUUCCCUAUAAAGCAGUUACAAAGUCUGUGAAUACCUGAUGUUACCUAUAAUUACACACAAGACAAAAGGAACAGCCUGAAAAAUGCAUCUGCCUGUCAAUGUUAUGAAACCAGUUGAACUCACAAGAGACAAUAAUUAAUGUGGUAUUGUUCCAGGUAAUUUUAGAUAGUAUUCUUACCACCCAGUGACAUGUGAUGCUGUAACCUGCAACAUGAAGGAGAAUAACAUGUACAAUAUAUAAUACUAUUUAAAAAAUGUUGGUCCAUUUUGAUCCCAUCUCCAUUAAGCGGAAUGAAAAAACUUCACCUGGCAUGAGGGUAAAAACAAAGUCAAAAUCCGUGAGUAGGAAAGAACUGAUGGUAUUGAACCUUGAUGUGCUUUAGAUCUCAGGUAUGCUCCCUUCUAGUUUAUGUAAAACAAGUGGGAAACGCUAUUUUGUCAGGUGACAUUUUUUUGUCCACUCUAUUCUGUCUUUAACUCAACGUAACAGUGUCAGUGACAGACCAUAGCGAAACCAGUCUGUGGUCACUGACUGCAGCUUAUUGCCAGAAUGCCCCUGUGAAUACGAGGAGGCUUUCCUGCUUCUUGAAUUUAAGAUGCAGAUACCAUUUGAUAAGUGAACUCCUCCUCUUUCUCUGAUUUCCCAUCUCCUCCCUCCCUCAGUCACGCGCUAUGCUGACCAAAAUCCAGGACAAAGAGAAUACGUAUUGGUACUGUACUGUUGAUGUGAUUUUCUGAAUUAAAUCUAUCAUAAAAAUGAAAAAUUGUGACAUACUAGUGACAGAUGCAGCCUACUCUCGUUAAUUGGUUCACCUGAAUUCAAUGCUCUGGGUUUACAGCCCCACAGCAGAAGAUGGUGUUUUCCAACAUCAGGCAGCUCUCAUUACAUGGUGGUGCCUUGGACAAACACACCGUUCUGCUUCAUUCAAUGUAUGUGAGCAUGACUGUGUUUCCAUAAAGGCUGCCUACUUUUGGCUUUAUAAGGCAGUCGGCAAAUUUUGUGAAGAUAAAGAGGUUUUUAGCGAGAAAAAGUCCACUUCAUAGUGCUACUGAGAAAAUAUCCUCUUAUUUGGGCUUACGCUGGAAGUUGUGUGAAUACAAGGAAUCUGUCUCAGGGACCUAAGAGCCUACAGCAGCACAGAUAAAAAUAAUUGCACUUAAAACAUAGCAUCCACUCAGUAAGUACAUAAAGAGCAAUGCAAAGCAGAGGAGGCAUUAAGAAUUCAUGUGACUACUGUGAAAUGUAGAAAAUAUGUGGUUACAUAGUUAAUAAAUGAAAGAGAAAAAUACAUAGCAAAAACAAACAGUAUUUAAAUUCAAAACUUUAUCUUAAGGACUGUCAGCAAGUGACCAACACAUUAGGAAAGAAAUCUUACCUAAGAUCAGAGGCUACUUCUCAAAAAAAAGGUUUCAAGUCAUCAGCAUGAACACAGGUUCAGUGACAGAGGAACACUAGUUUAUUGUCACUAACAUGAUGCUGUUUUUAUAAAAUGUAACUGGAUGUUAAUACUAAAUUACUAUAAUCUAUUUGAGAGAAUACAUCUCUUUCUAAUAUAAAUUACCUUGUUCUGUAGAAUUACCUUGUUGCCAUCAAGCUGUGCACUAUGAACUUUCCCCAGAUCAUUUCUUCUGUCUUUCUUCCCUUCCAGCAUUUCUUCAGUCACUAUUUCCUUUUGAAAAGAUUAAAGCCACACUGCACAUGUGAUGUUUCUAUUUUCUACCUGUUAAACCUCUACUGUUUGAAAUGUUAAACCCCAGUAAAAGGACUAAGUGAUAGUCUAGUCUGAGAUACCACAAAGAUAUCAGGUUCAUACAUGAAAAAUAGUUGCCUAGCCUUGUAAUCUUGGGAAGAUGUCAUUAUGAGUUCCGUACUUAAGACUCACCUUAAUUCAUAUUCCAACCCUCCUGGAACAAGAAGGUUAGGUUCACCAGUGAAGGUUCCCUCUUUCAUACUAUCUCAGGAUUUAAGUCUAUGAUACUUGUGUUUAUUGAUUUUUGAGGUGUCACAACCCACUUGAUCAUCUCCUGUGCUUUACAGACUAAUAGCCAUCACUUGAUUUUGAACCCAGUAAUCAGUAUCUGACCAAAACAGUGUUUCCUACCUGCCACAUCUCAAGCGCAGAGGAGCGAUGGGAAUAGAUGGGUUUGUGAUUUAUUAAAUAAUGAGCAGAAAGGUACUGGAAAAAAAUUUUGCCUUCCUACCCUCCACACAUGCUGGGUAGUCUUGGGAAGAGAAAAAUAUGGCAAAGGGGACAGGAUUGAAGGGCACUGGCCUCCCAGACCAUCCUUCCUUCUCAAAAUGACUCAGAUGUUGUAGAUAUGUGAAAAGUCUUUUGGCCACAAGGUGCAAGUCUUUCAGAGACCCUCUGUGUGUCCCCUCUAGCUUCAGAUGCUGAGGGACCAGUUUACUUCUUCCUAAUUUCGGCUGCAGCAUCCUGCCUCCCUAAAUCUGUCAGUCAAAUCUGCAGUCAAAUCCUGCCUCUGUCCUCAAAGUAUUCAAGUUCCCUUUCCGAAUUAAAUUUUCCAUAAUCAAUGAAGCAGUGAGAGGCUUUUCUUCAAUUACCCUUUUAAAAAUUCAUACAAAAGUAGAAUUCUUAAUUAAAAGCUUGCCAAUCUGAAAUCAUUGAGGAAAUGAGACAAAAAAAAAUCCUUCCAGAAGUGUGCCCAGACUAACUCAGACACAAAGCAAAAAGAGCAGUAGAUAGGGAUCUGAUUUUUGCCUAGCCUCUGCAACUGAUUCACUGUAAUACUUUCUGCAAGUCAUUUAUUGUGCAGCAAUGUGCUUAUUGAUGGAGGAAAACCAGUAUUUAUUUCCUUUCACAGAGUUAUCCUGAGUCUGACUAACAACUACUUCUGCAAAUCUUUGGAUGAAAGAAAUCGUAAGAGUUCUAAGCUCUUAAUAUAUAUUACUUAUUGUACUUUAAAAUAGUCAUCACACUAGGUAGGAAUUAACAUUCCAAAUCCCAUAGGGUGGAUACCUCUUCCUACAUGUAUAUAUAAAAGUCAUCAAGUGACCUGCCUCAGAGGAAGGCCAGCUGAAGACAGGUCUCCUGGGACAGCUGAGGAGAGCCAUCGCCAUGAUCCCCGCACUGCUCUUGCUGGGCCUUUCGGCCCUUGUCGCUCCAUCCAUGAGUUACAGUUGCUAUGGUGAUAUAAGUGCUCUUCCAGCCCCCACGGUGUCCUGUACAGCUGUAAGAGCCCCAGAUUGUGGAUAUGCCAUGGUACGGAAGACUGCUGAGGCAGACCUCGUGCGCCUGAGGAGAUAUGAGGUCCCGAUUAGACGAGUAGCCAGAAACCUGUGCUUGGACCCAGCUCUCAUUGGUGCCAUCAUGUCACAGGAGAGCCGUGUUGGCCUGCUCCUGAACAACGGCUGGGACCAGGGACGGCAGAAGUACGGCUUGAUGCAGAUCAGCAGGCAGCUACAGCAGCCUUAUGCAGUGUGGGAUAGUGAAGAACACAUAAAUCAGUGCUCAAAUAUUCUGGUUCUUUCAAUCAAUGAAGUACGGACAAGACAUCCUACCUGGACCUGGGAUCGGCAGCUGAGAGGGGGAAUCUGCACCUACCAUGCGAGAAUGGGCAAUCUCCAGGUCUACGAGGAAGACCCAUGCAGCAGAGACAACAACUACGUCAACAGCGUGAUUAGGCGAGCCCAGUACUUCAAGAGAAAUGGGUUCUAGCUCAUAAACCCGCCCCACCACUGAGCCUCUCCUCUGCACAGACUAGCAGUGAUCACAGUACCCAGAGCAGGUCUUCUGGCAGGACCGAUGCUGGGAGCAUUGCCAACAGCACCUUGCUCACUCCAGCAAAUCCCAGCUCCCCACUCACCAAUGGGCGAGCUCAGCACUGCCUUCCAGGGAACCCACAGGGAUGAGAUACCACAAGCUUGGGGCCUUUGAGAAGCAGAUGGGGACAGACUAGCAGUGUUUAAAUUUUGAGUGAGGAAUGUGACUCUUCCUGUUUGGAGCUGAACCCAGGGCUGUUCGUGCAUCCCCCAGAUGCAAGCACACAAGCAGCUCUCCCUGGACAUCAGCUGUGCUCUUCCCAUCACCUCCAUCCACCUCCUUCCUUCUCCAUGGCCAAUGCAGGAGAUGAAGUCCCUGAGUUAAAAUUUUCCCUCCCCUUGAUGCUGCUGGCUAAGGGGCAAUGACGAGACCACCGAGCCUUUGGUCUCUGCAGUAGCUGAGUAUUCCUGUGGCCAACCUUGAGGAGGACAAUGCUACACAUGAUUUGGUUAGUCUAUCAAGCCUUGGAGUCCAUGGCCAUGGUGGGGCUGGGGACCUCUUAAGGGUGAAAAGCAGCCUCACAUAGGGGAAAUCCUCUAUAUAGAAAGUACUGCAAGUGCCACAGCAGGCAUGCAAAACACCUUUCCAUUAGAGACCAGCCCUCAGUAGGAGUCAGCCCCGUACGUACCCACCCAGGAGCUGUGUCACAGCAACAGUGUUGGUAAAAAACCCCACACCCUUUCCUGCUUUAUCUUUGGCUCCCUUAUGUUGGGUUUCCUCCAAAUUUAAAAGCAUUUCAGCAUCCAUCCCUCUGCCAGGUAUCCCAGCUUCUAAUAGGAAUGAAUUAGCUCUGGGCUUAUAAGGUCUGUUUGAAAGUGGUCUUCUAUGUGGAUGGGUCUCUGGGUGCCAAUUUAUGUUUAAUUAGAAUAAUAAUUAGAAUAAUACUGAGAAUAAUACUGAGAAUAAUGAUAAGAAUAAGAGAGAAAAUAAAGAUAAAUGUUAAAUUCCAGUGUUGUUUUUUUCAAUUUCAUGGGGCUCAGUGCGUAGCAACCUACAACUUGAGUAAAUAACCCGGUUUGGUACUUUUGGAAUGGGUCUAAAACUUAGUUUGAGAACAAGGAGAGGAAUAUGGUGCUGGAGACUGGAUAGGUGAGAAGAGCUGGGCCUGAGCCCGGCCACUGACCCAAACCUGUGAACAAGGGAAUAAGGACGUUCACAUUUAACCUUUUGAAUUUCCAUUUUGGAGGUAUCAGAGCACCUUUCUGCCAGCUGUCACCUUUGCUGAUGUAGAAGUGAUGUGCCUGGCAGUCCCUGCCUGGCAGCACAGGGAUGUGCUGUGUGUGUGCCUGGGCUGCCAGGCAGGGUCAAGACAGGAAGCAUGAGAGCUGGUUUGGAGACAGCUUUUGCUGGCAGAACAAUUUUAAUGCUGUGCCCCUUGUCUUGCCGGUCACUCAUCUGCUUUCUGUCACAGCAAGGACUCUCUAUCAUUAACAUAUUGACAAGCAAACUCAUUUUAUCACC
Molecule: messenger RNA, 9431 nt
Organism: Pseudopipra pipra
Lineage: Eukaryota; Metazoa; Chordata; Aves; Passeriformes; Pipridae
Product: lysozyme g-like
Exons: 6
Coding region: 7266-7865 (199 amino acids)
Biological process (GO): defense response to Gram-positive bacterium; peptidoglycan catabolic process
Cellular component (GO): extracellular region
Molecular function (GO): lysozyme activity
Source: RefSeq, a predicted model, not a curated record